Messenger RNA from Sphaeramia orbicularis (orbiculate cardinalfish), 777 nucleotides. RefSeq names its product coiled-coil domain-containing protein 172. The record is from RefSeq and is a predicted model, not a curated record. The coding region runs from base 1 to 777 and encodes 258 amino acids. Gene Ontology annotation, cellular component: cytoplasm. The transcript has 8 exons. NCBI's taxonomy places the organism in Eukaryota, Metazoa, Chordata, Actinopteri, Kurtiformes, Apogonidae.
AUGAGUCUGGAUACACUCUUUCAACAAAUACUUCUCACUGAGCAUCAAUUAACCGAGCAGAAACAAAAGUUAAAGGAAGUAAACAUAGCCAUCAUUCAAUGCAAAGAGAAGAUCAACGUCACCACUGAAAAGUAUGAUGAGACCACUAAGGAACUUGAUGAGAAGGCUCAGCAGUCGUCUGCGAUGAAGCUGCAGCGGGAUCUGAUGAAGAAAUCUGAAGACCAGAUGUCGAAGAAAAUGGAGGAGCUGCUCUGCCAGAAGGGCCACCUCAGGGAGCGUCUGGACAAGAUAAAAAAGGAGUCUGCAGAAGAGGAGGAAAACUUUCUUCGGGAGAUCUCAGGGUUCAACAGUGACUUCAGUCUUUGUGGGAAUAGAGAGGCAGUGGUUAAGAACCAAACACACACUGAGAUCCUGGACCUGGAGAGAGAAGUGGAAUCAUUACACAAAGAGAUGGAGCAGAUGAGAACGAAGAACAGGCACAUUACGUCUUUACAUGAGGAGAAGAAAGCGCUGCAGCUUGAACUGCAAGAGCUGAAGAAUAUGGUGAAAGAUUUGGAUUCGCAGUUGAGCGAGGCUGAAGCCGUGACAACAUCUCUGAGAGAAGAGAGCCUGUUCGUCAGUCAGAAACCUCUCACUGACAGCGCCUAUCACAGGCUGAGGAAGGAGCUGGAGACGUAUAAAGAAAGCGAGUUGGAGCGGCGGUGGGAGGCGCUCAGCUCGGAAUUACACACUCUGCAGUCGAAGUUGGCAGGCAUCCAGAGGAGUGAACAGCGCUAG